Sphaeroforma arctica JP610 is the source of this 308-nucleotide messenger RNA. RefSeq lists its product as hypothetical. The transcript has 2 exons. The annotation marks the transcript as partial. Lineage: Eukaryota; Ichthyosporea; Ichthyophonida. The record is from RefSeq and is a predicted model, not a curated record.
UAACCAGUUUCUACAAUUCAUCGGAACUCGACAUUGGGCCUCUUUGUCACCAGACGUGUGAUGCGUGUACAGAAGGGCUGGGACUCUUCAGCGAAGCGGUGAACACCAAUGACCGUGUACUGCUUGCCAUGCGGUCGAAGCCGCUCUCUAACCGUGCGUUACUGUCCAUUAUGCAGUACUACUCUACACUUGUUAAAUAUAAUACCUUCGACUGCAGGACAUUUUGCAAUGGCGCUAUGCACAGCCGGUCAUUUCAGUCGAAGUGCUAUAAGGGCUUCACCUGUAUCGAUCACACAUCUGGUUCAUGA